CCACUUGGCGCCCCGCUACAAGCGAGCAGGAAGCAAACACCCCCACCCCACCGUUACAAGCCUUCUUGUACUCGGGGGAGUUGCCGGCGCUUCUCCGGGCAGGGCAGGCCGAGUGCCGGGCCCGGCGCUGUUGUCCAUGUUGCUAGGGCUACUCGGCUUCAUCCGACCGCGUAGAGACUCGUCCGGCCAUCUUCGCCCUCCUUGACAACUGUCCAGGGCACGUUAGUGUAGUUCUACUUUUCUGGCCAUUAUUCAGCGUCUGCUUACAACUGAAUUUCUUUCAUGUCUAAUUUAGUGGUAAGCUCGCGUUUGCAAUCUGCGGAUCAGUUUCAGUAGAGAUGAGGUCUGUUUACCAAAGUUGCUUGACGACGAGUGCAUCAUACCGUGCAGUGCUUGGCUGACAAUGGCAGAUGAAUUGGAAAAGUUUCUUAAGGAACAAAGGGACAAAUUAGCACAAGAUAAAAUCGAGCUGGACCAAGAUCCACCAUAUAUGGAGAUGAGAACAAAGUCUUCAAAACCAUUUGGUAAGACUAAUCAAGCAGCUCACUCAUCUACCAAUGCAAAUAACCACCCAACCAUGCAACCUAUGAAAGACAAUCUACAAACGGAUAGAUCUAAAGAUGAAAACUAUGGGGUAAGCCUGCAACUUGGAUUAGAAUAUGAUCAAAAGAAACAGAAAUUGAAGGAGGAACUUCGGCAAGACUACAGACGCUACAUGGCUGAGAAAAAUGCUAGGAUUCAAAGGGAGUUGCAGCCAACAGUCGAGAGCCUUUCACUUCCCAUCUCUGACAGAAAAUCGGCAAAGGACAGAUUGAGAAUAGAAAGAAACCAGGAAUACAAUCAAUUAUUAAGAGCGCAAGACAAAAAUGAACAAGUCAGAAGAGACGGCAGAUGGAUUCCAAAGGAGAAUAUUGAUCCUUCGGAUGAAUCCAGAUUUCAGGCUGCACCUCAUGUUAGAUCUGGUCAACCCCUACAUGAACCGGUUUCUUAUAGGAAUGAUGCAUAUACAUCAAUGCAGGCCUAUGAGGAGUUGUUGAAUAAAAAGCGUCAGGAAGAACAUAGAUAUCGCAGGUCUGAUGAUCCUGAAGUUGGUCAUAGAAGAUUAUUCCUUUCCAGAAAUGUACAGACGCAGACAGAUAGAUCAUGGGAUUAUGAAAAUAAUUUUUCAGAUUCAGGCAACUACUUCGAAAGAUUGAAAAAUGAGUACAGGCAAUACAAAGAACUACGUGAUCAGAAAAAACCAAUGUACAUUGAAGAUGAGUAUAAGAAAGACCACAGAAGGCGACCUGUUACAGCAACUGAGAAAUCUAGAUUUUUGACAAAUGAAAUACAUGACUCACCAAGAGAACGGUCCAAGUCUGCUGUAGUGAAAGAUGAUGCUGUGUUUGGUACUAGUUUAUUAUUUGGUAACAAUGAGCGUGAGAGUGCUCAGAGAAGAAGAAGGGAAAGAUACGGACAAGAAUUGCUAGAACAAAUAUCAGAAAGGCAGAAUAACAAGAGACGGGAGAAGGAACUUGAGCUUAAUGUUGCUGCUUCAGGAGCUGUGGACCCAGAGAAGGAACCAGAUCGAAUACGGCAGUUUGGUGCUGUUAUGCACCAACACAAUUCCCGCAGGCACGAUGCCCUUGACCAGAGAGGUGGAGUCCAUUUUGCAAAAUAUUCAAGUGAUGAUGGAUUUGCCGAGGGACAGCCACCUGAACGUCCCAGGGUAGCUUUCCAGACUCCUGUAAUUGAUGAUCGGAAUCUGACCGGUGGAAUGUGGAAUCCCCUUCGGAAUAUGAUGGCUCCAAGGCUUACUGCAGUUCCUCCUCCUCCACCACCACUGCUGAUGGAACAGUACCAUACUCCUUAUGACAAUGCUUAUUAUUUUUAUGGGGCUAGAAAUCCUUUGGAUCCACACUUGGCUCACUAUGGCCCAGGAGUCAUUGGAGCACAGCCUGUAUCCUUGAUCAAUCCUUCCAGUAGGCUGGCCAACAUGCCCAUGCAAAGUUAUCCACAUAUUGCCUCUGUAGACCAAUCUUUCGCGCCAAAUGUUUAUGAUGCCACCACUAUUAGAAAUUCAGAAGGUGGAUUCUUACCAGAGCAGCAAGCAGGUUUUUCAAAGCAAAAUCCACAAACCUACAAGGAUUUCUUGCAAAAACAGAUGCAAGAACGAGAGGAAAGGAAGAAAAAAGAAAAGGAAGAAACACUGAAAUAUGAUGCAAAAGUUGAGCAGGAAAUGAAAAUUUACAAUCCAUGGGGAAGAGGAGGUGGAGGUGCACCUCUAAGAGAUGCAGAAGGAAAUUUGCUAACUGAUCUGAAGAAAAUGCAUAAACAGAAUGAAAAUGCCUACAGGGGCUUCCCUCAGCAACAAAAUCAAGAUCCUAAAGUCACGGUACCUCUUGAUCAGAAUUUAACCAGACCAGGUGCUGCAACUCCUCAAGAGAAAGCCAGAGGUUUUACUUUUGCAAAUGCAUCACAAUAUUCCCAAGGAAAUCCGAUCAUCGAUCAACAAAUUGAAAGAAAAGUUCCAGAUCAGGAAAAAUAUAAAGAAUAUCUACGCUUACAAAUUGAAGAAAAGCGGCGUAAAGCAGAGGAAGAACGUGAAAACAGUAAACUUGAAGAGCAACGAGAAGAAAAGCGGUUUGCUGAACAGAGAGUACGAAUUGCAAAAGAACUUGAAGAGGAACAGGAAAAGAAACGACGUAAAGAAGAGGAGCAAAAGCUCAAAAAUGAAGAAAUUGUACGAUUGGCUGAAGAACGUCGUAAAGUAGCAGAAAAAAAGCGAAAAGAAGAGGAGGAAAAACAGGAGGAGUUAUUUCAACAGCAUGCGGAAAGGGCAGAGCGUGAAAGGGUAGACGAAAAGAGAACACCUUCUCCACCAAUUCCAACUGUGAAGAACAAACAGGUUACAGAUCCAAGAGCUGAUUUGCCUCCUUCUUCAAAUGGCUCCAUCCAUGAAUUAGACAUACAACAUCCACAUUCUGGGACCAAGUCACCGCCUGUUCCAGCUCGACGAAACCAACUUCGAGCAAAUGAGGAAAAGAGAGAUAUAAUUAGUGAGUUGUCAGCUUUGAGGAAACAGCUGCGAAGCGAGGAACGUCGUCUUGAGGACCAGUUUCAAAAUGCUGACAUGGAAGAUGAUGGAGCAGUUGCCAUGGGCAGGAAGCGAGAUAGAAAUCACGUUGAUGUCUUUGAUUUGGCUAGACAACGUAUACAGGCCCUGGUACACCGACCUUCUUCAAAAGGGCUAGAUUCUGUUAAUUUACAAAACAUUAGAGAAUUCAAUGACCUAAAGUACAGAGAUUCAGCAACACGUGCUCAAGUAAGACAACAGUAUCCAGACCCUCCAAAUGAUAGUAAUACACUGGAGAUUCAACAGGAGGCCUUAUUGAGAGAACAGCAAAAGAAACUGGACACCAUGAAAAGGAAACAAGCAGCUUCCCAUAUGAAUUCACGCAAUAUUGAAUUGCAGGCAAGAGGUUCCCAGGAAGACUUAAUGAAGAAUUCUUUGCUGGAAUCAGAAAGUGCCUUUUUAGGAAGUCAUGGAGAAACUUUCCCUUAUCCUGUAGAUGUUGGGACAACAGCAACUGAACUACCUCCACGCGAGAGACGGCGCCGGAAUCAAAAUAGACAGGACUUGGAAUCUGAUGUUCCACCUGCUGUUCAACCCCUAUCACAGCCAGAUUCCAUCUCCCUACACUCUGCAUCCAGUUUUAAUGUGGAGCAAGUAAGAGCCAGAAAUGAGCGGCGAAUGAAACGUUUGCAGGAUAUGCAGCAUCCAGGUAAUGAUGCAGUUGAUGAUGACGACUUUCUGAGCCAGUUCAUUUUAAAAGAUAAGGAAAGACCAAGCUCUGUUGAAACAGAAGCCACCGACGUAUGGCUACGACCAGGAACAUCAGAAACUUUAAAGAGGUUUAUGGCUGAUCAUACGCAACUUGACCGAGGACCUUCAGAUCUUGCAUCUGAUUUCAACUGGAGAAGGCAAACGCACUUUACGGCAAAUGACUAAUUUGGCUGGGAAAAUUAGUCAAUUAAUAUAUGUGCCUUCAAACGGGGAAACAAGUCAUCCUUGAUGCACUUUGUUAUUUAGCUACUAUUCAGGACAUUGUAUACAAAUGAUUUUCCUCUGCUAACCAAUAAGUGGCCUUUAAUGAAAAGCUAAAUAAGCCCCCAAAAUUAUUUUAUCCAUUUGUUGUUUCUCACUAAUUGCAAAUUGGUAUAAUUUCCACAUGAUUAAUUAUUCACAAAUUUACACUGGAAAAGGUCACAACAAAUUUUGCAUACUGAACCUGGCACUAAUUUGUGCUGCUGCUUGGAUGUGACUUGUGUUUCUUUUUUUUUUGUACUUGAAUUUUAUUUAUAUUGGUAUUCAAAUCCGUUGAAAUGAAAGUCUGUAAAAAUAAAGUUGUAUUUUAAAAGGAAAUUGAUUAGUAAUGGUCAAUGUUUAAUACAGCUCCAGGUAAGAGUAUUCUUCCUCCUCCUAACAUUAAUCAAGUGUUAAUAUCCUUGUAUUUUAAUGGCCGAGUUAACGUACUAAAACAGAGAUAUAAGACAUAAAAAUGCUGGAAUCUUGAGCAAAAUCUAAAGUGCUGGAGAAACUCAGUAUUUCAGGCAGCAUCUGAGGAGGGAAAUGUCUUGUGCAACAAACAAAGUCUCUCCACACAUUUCCCUCCACAGAGGCUGCCUGACCCACUGAGUUCCUCUCAUACUAUUUAUUUGUAAUAAAACCUCUAAGACUUGGUACUUUCUUGUUGUAACAUCUGUCAGUUCAACCUCUUCAAACAUGACAACAAAAUAAGAUACCCCCCAGCUAGAAUGUUCUAAAUAUAGUAGUUUGUAGCUAAAGAUGUUUCUUAUGACUACCUAACUUUUCAACAACUCUCUUUAUAUCGAUGACCUCUUGCUAACAAAAGCACCCCCCCAGUGUUACCUAGCAGGUACCCAAUUAAGUAUCUCUACGAAGGGGAACUUACCAGCUUUUUCACAUAACAGAACUUCCAUAUAUCUGGCGAUUCAUAAUUAAAAUCCCUUUAACAUUUUGACAUCCUGAAGUACAGCAUUGAGAACUAUAUAUAACACUGCUACAAAUUAUUGGUUAGGCUUUAUGAUAACAGUUUAGCAUUGAUAUAUUUUUCUGCUCAUUCAAUGCCCAGUUUAAGAAGCUGAGUAUUCUUUCUGCUUAUUUGCACUGCCAUUGACAGUUUGUAAAUGUGCAGUUCACUCUGCUCCUGCACCUCCUUCAAAUCACUUGAACUGAAGGAACUGAGAGAGAUGAAUUUUUAAUUGAUUUGAAAUAUUACAUUAAAUAUUUAUUUUUUAAAUUAGCAUGAUUAUUUCAGAAGAGUUGUCAAUGCUUCAACCAAAUCUGGGGGUGUGUUUUAUCUGCAGUAAAAGUGAUUUUGGGAUUAGGUCUUGCCAUUUCCAGGUGGAUGGCCUCACAGAUCAGAGUCCAUUUUUGAGGACAAUGGUCCCAGUACUGGUGGAGGAAUAACAAGCCUAUGCUAGAAGGAACCAUACCAUAAGCCUGCAGUUACCUGCAGUCUGUAGUUUACACAUCAUUAUUUCAUAUAUUAAAAUAGGCUAUCAUUCCACCAUCUUUAUACCAAGGUUUUACUUCCAAUGCAUUUCCAGGUAAUUCAUAUAACGAAGAAACAAUUGUUCUAAUGACUGGGCGGCAACGGCACACAGCCAGGAGAGUUUCAGUUCCAGUGCUUCAAUCCUGACCUCUGGUGGUGGGAGGGGAGAUUGCACAUUCUCCCUGUAGGUGAGUUGGUGGAUGGGUUUCCUUUGAGUGCUCCAGUUACUCCCCACAUUCUAAGGAUAUGUAGGUGUGGUAGAUUCUGGAGUAAUUGAUGGGAACAUGGGGACAAUAAUAAAACACAUUGAAUUUAGUAUAAGAUUAAUUUGAGUGCAUCCUUGUCAAUUAGCACAGACUUAUAAGAUCACAAGAAAAUUGGAUCAGAUAGUCUACGUGCCAAUGAAUAUGAACUUGGCUGGUCCAUCGCAGGUUUCAAAUCCCUUGUAGACUGCCUGUACUGAAGAGAUGUGACAGAGACAAUGAAACUAGGGAAACUAUGGAAUAAAAUAUGGUAUUUACAAGAUGCAAAGUUUGAUGAGCUUGUUGGAAUCGUCAGUCUUCUGAAAUCAAAAAAGGGAAUUAAAAAAAAAAAAAUCAGAGAAUGAUCAGAGAGUCAGUAUCCCAUCCACAAGAGUGUAAAGACAGUUACACUCACCUUAUUUCUAGGAU
This is a messenger RNA of Leucoraja erinaceus (little skate), 6229 nucleotides long. Its product is annotated as centrosome and spindle pole-associated protein 1. The transcript has 31 exons. NCBI's taxonomy places the organism in Eukaryota, Metazoa, Chordata, Chondrichthyes, Rajiformes, Rajidae. Gene Ontology annotation, biological process: positive regulation of cytokinesis. Gene Ontology annotation, cellular component: centrosome; microtubule; spindle pole. The coding region runs from base 404 to 3991 and encodes 1195 amino acids. The record is from RefSeq and is a predicted model, not a curated record.